AGUCUUCACUUUCUUUUGCCCUAACUCCACCUCUGGCAGUUCGCUUGCUGUCAUCUGCCACUCUAGCUUGAAGCUAUCCACGAGCUAGUCAGGCCCGUUACAUAGUUUCUACCAACCUGGACUUCCAAGGAGGAACUGCCCGGCUUUACAGCCAACCCAAUAAAAUAUGGCUGAAAUAGACGUUACUGGGCCGAGGAGUCCAACUCUCGAGACGCUCCAGAACCGCCAACGCGAAAUGCGGCGAGCACGACCACCAGAUAUAACGAUUAUUAAAAAUGAGAACAGAAUUCCACUACGGCCGGAGAGAUUAGACAAGCGCGAAUCUAGGAUUGGCUUGAGGAGUUUAUUCGGCAGGUCGAGAACAGGGAAGGACGAUAAGACAGGAGAGGAAGCAUUACCAUCGCCAAAAGAGCCAAAGGAGUCACCACGAAGUGGCCGGAGACGCUCUUCGCUAGCAGACAUCGGUGUCUUUACCCGGGGGCUUCAUGCGUCUCGCUCUGAGGUUUCUCUUUUACCUUCACCUUUGGCGUUAGCAAAGCCAUCGCCGACUGAAUCGGUUUCUUCAUUAAAUGCUCAAGGGCGGCGAGGUAGCAAUGUCGCUAUCAAAAGCAAACUUGGCCAACCAGUAUCGCCGAAAAGCCCUACCACCACUUUUGACCCGCCGCCUUUAUUCAAGAUGUAUCCCCAAGCAGUUAAGCAUGCCACAUUACCAGCUUGUGCCACUCCGAUAGAGACCCUGGUUCGCUUCAGCGAGUCCAAAGAUAGCUCACUACAGAAUGACUUUUCGCAGGGUAACAUCACUCUUGACCGACAAGAAGCAGGGCGGAAGGCAGAGGGAGAUAAAAAGAAGAAAUCCAAAUUUGCGCCGGAAUGGACCAGCAAGAUUUACGCACUUGUCACCUCUGGAUACUUACUCCAAUAUGCAGCCGAGGGCUCCUUCAAUAGGCUACCUGAGAAGGUCUUACAUCUCACUCGAGACUCGGCUGCUUAUGCUAGCGACCUAAUUCCUGGGAAGCAUUGGGUUGUUCGAGUGACUUCAUCCACAGAUGCCGACGGAAACCCAUCUACAGAUGCGAAAUCUCUUAGGUCUAGGCUUGCUCUAAGAGGAAUUGAGAAGCGACAAGUCUCUAACAUGCUGCUUGUUUUCGAAAGCCCCGAGACCAUGGACGCCUGGCUCGCUAUCCUGAGACGAGAGAUCGAAUCACUAGGCGGUAAGAAGAAGCUUUCGGAAACCGGAAAUCCCGAAGCAGACGACAGCGCUACUACGCUAAAAGUGCAGGCCAACCAGAGGGCUAUUGUUGUUCGAGAUCCGGCCCGUUUCUCGCGUAUUGUUUCCCAGGACUUCUCGUGGACUCAGGAGAAUGCGCUUGUCGAUCCUACAGAAGAGAGCGAUUCCAACAACCCGCCACUGAAGCGACUGUCGGAGUCGACUGUAGACGAUGACUCGAGUAUGGUUUCGUCGGAUGGUCAGCGCCUAGACAGCCUUCGAGAUAGUGGCACCGGCGCUGGUAAUCGACUUUCUUCCGUCUCAUCUGGACAGCGGACAAUUGUGUCUUCGGCGGAGUCAUCGCCGGCUAAUUCCCCGAUUCGAGCAAGUUUCUCGAGCCAGGAGGAAUAUCUAUUCCAAAAGAAUAAAUCACCAUUGCCACCUACCCCUGAGGUUAGGCCGCGUCCCAACGCCGCUGCAAUCGCAAGUCGCAGGCAGUCGAUGCAGACUAUGAUCCCUGCUUUUGAUCCUCGUCUGGAUAUGGAUAAUCACCCGUCGUUGACCCUAUCUCCUCCUCCUCCUAGAUCAAGUCAUGGCGACAGGCAUCAAUUCGUACCUAACUUUAGCGUACCACAUGCAGUGGGUAGACGAUAUUCGUCGUUGAGUCUGUCUGCAAUCCCCCCGAGACCUGAACAGGUGCAAGCAGUUGGCCGAGACGAACCCGCUAAGCCUCCUUCCUUUCGAAGGAGUCCGCCGACAACCCUCCCCAUCUCUCGUCCCCUCUCUAUUGUUCUCGAUCAGCCGCCGCCAUUAUCAUCUUACUCGUCUAACUCACUUACCUUCUCAAUCAGCAAGGUACCUACUUUACAGAUGCCUGCUUCACCGACCAGAUUUAGCUCUUGGGCUAGCAAUGCUCUCAAGCAGCGAUCACAGGAAAGGGGAUCUCCCCCGAAGAAGGGCCAUCUGUCAAAACAGAUCACCGACAGAGCUCAAAACACCACGACGGGACGUCGUAGUACAGAUGAUAUGCGUGCCAGUCGACAAGGUCCGACACGUCCCCGAGCUAAGACAAGUAUAUCAUCCGUUCCUCAACCAGCCCGCGUCCAGUCUUCAGAGAUUGCGGAUGCUCCCGAGCUAAUACGCAGGCCCGCCUCAUCUUUCGAGAUGCGGAGAGUAUCGACGGCCCCGGUUCCUAAAUAUGUAUCCUACAACCGCACCCCGCCGCUAGACGAGUACCCAACCCGGCAGAACCGCCACUCGUUGACGGCCUCCAAACAAUCCCCCAACUUAUCCUCUAUCGAGGAGCCAGACUACACGCUAUCGCCGCCCCUAGCAUUCUCGCCUAAGCGCUCGGUGCCUUCCCUCAAGGCCCUGCGGCAGGAUGCGUCACCAAAGCAAUUAUUUGCGGUGGACAUGAGCCCAAAAGCCCUCUUGACCAGGAGAAGCAUGCCUCACCUCUCCGAAGGCCCGCCUCUCGCUCCUCCACCAACCUGCGCACUUCCUCCACUUCCGGGAAAGCACGUGACUACCAUGCCUAGGAGCAUGAAAGCAUGAUGUUUGCCUGCUGGUCGUUUUUAUGACAUCCCUACCCUUCGAAACAGUGAAGGAUGGGACUUCUCCUUUUUUGUAUGCUCGUUUUUACUUGCUGCCUUUCUUGUACACCAUUGUAUGCCCUAUAACCCAUGAUAAUGACGGCGUUUUGCGAUUAUGUUCGUGCUGCUUUACUGCG
Molecule: messenger RNA, 2936 nt
Organism: Daldinia decipiens
Lineage: Eukaryota; Fungi; Ascomycota; Sordariomycetes; Xylariales; Hypoxylaceae
Exons: 2
Coding region: 167-2761 (864 amino acids)
Source: RefSeq, a predicted model, not a curated record